AUGCCCGACGCUGACGAUGCAUCCCAACCGCUGCUCUCGCCCAACCCCCUGCCGUCGCCGCCGAUCCGCUUCCCCCGAAACCUGGCCGACUUCUGCGCCACCUGGACCCUGAAGGCCAUCGUGCGCGUCUACACCACCCUGCUCCAUCUGCUGUCCUUCCUGGGCUUACGACCACGCCCGUCGCUUACCAAAACCUAUCCAUGCGCCCCGCACUCCCCUGUCCGCAUCUUCCUCCCACCCUCUCCUUCCGCCCAUGGCUCAUCACCCCCUCCUCUCCUGAUCUCGGUCCACGGCGGCGGCUUCGCCCUGUGCGCUCCCGUCGUCGAUGACUCCGACGCUCUGCACUACGCCCGCCAUCACCGCAUCGCCGUGGCCAACAUCGGCUACCGCCUCGCCCCGCGCUCCCGCUUCCCCAACCAGGUCCACGACGUCGUCGCCCUGGUCGAAGCGAUCCUGGACGACCAAGCUCUGCCCGUCGACCGCUCCCGCGUCGCCAUCUCCGGCUACUCGGCGGGCGGGAACCUGUGUCUCGCCGCCUGCCAGCUGCGAGGUCUGGCCGAGACUGGCCGCAUCAAGGGAGCCGUGUCCUUCUAUCCCGUUACCGACUUCUCGCUGGACCAUGCCGACAGGGUGGCACGUGCACAGUCCAUAGCCAGAAAUGCGCCCAACCAGAAUUUCGGAUGGGUGCGCUGGAGUUACGUGCGUGAGGGUCAGGACUUGCGCGAUCCCUUGAUCAGCCCCACGUUUGCCCCUAGAUCCAAGUUGCCUAAGAAGAUCUGUCUGAUUGGCUGCGAGCUGGAUAUGCUCUGCGAUGAGGCCGAGCGGAUGGCCGAGAAAUUGGCUGCUGAAGAGGGCGAGGGUGUGAAGAGGGCUGAGGGAGAGGCCGGUUGGCGCACCAAGAAUAUUAGAUGGGAGAAAGUGCUGAGACAGCCGCAUGGGUUCAAUCAGUUUGUGAAUUUCGGGGAGACCAAGAGAGUUGCAAAGAGGCGGACGGAGCAAAUGCAUGCAGAGGUCGCAAAGUGGCUACAUGAAGAGGUCUUUGCUUGA
Molecule: messenger RNA, 1047 nt
Organism: Lasiodiplodia theobromae
Lineage: Eukaryota; Fungi; Ascomycota; Dothideomycetes; Botryosphaeriales; Botryosphaeriaceae
Product: Alpha beta hydrolase fold protein
Exons: 1
Coding region: 1-1047 (348 amino acids)
Molecular function (GO): hydrolase activity
Source: RefSeq, a predicted model, not a curated record